AUGCCUUCAAGUCGUGUAGCUGCUGUUGAUCCAGUAACCAUCGUGAUUAAAGAAUGCAUUAAUUUAUCAACCGCUAUACGAAAAUAUACUAAAUAUUCAUCCCAAUCUGGAGUGGCUGCUUUACUAAGUGGUGGGAGUGAAGUAUUCAGUAACCAGGAUGAUUCCCUCGCCAGUACAUUCAAUAACUUGUCAAUGAACAAGAAUAAUGACCCUUUUUUGUCUGGAUUUAUACAACUUCGUCUGAUGCUGAAUAAACUUGACACUCUUCAUAAUAUAGACUCUUUAACGUUACUACAACCAUUUUUAUUGAUUAUCAGUACUAGUUCUAUCUCGGGUUAUAUUACAUCAUUAGCUUUAGAUUCGUUACAAAGGUUUUUCACACUUAAUAUCGUGAAUGCUGAAUCUAAAAAUUACGUGGCAGCCUAUAGAGAAGCUGUAAACUCAUUAACACAUUGUAGAUUCGAGGGGUCCCAACAAACUUCUGAUGAUUCGGUACUUCUAAAGGUUGUCAUGCUAUUGAAUUCUAUUAUUAGUUCCCCCAAUGGAUCAUGUAUAUCAGAUUCUAUUAUGUAUGAUGUCGUUCAAACCAUUAUGUCCCUUGCAUGUAAUAAAAGAAGAACUGAGGUAUUAAGAAAAGCAGCUGAAGCAACUAUGAUAUCUAUUACAGCAAAUAUAUUUGCAAAAUUAGAAGACAUUGAAUUCGAAAGUGUUACCCAAAAAUAUAUCAACGAUGAAAGUUAUUCGAAGAAUAAUUUAAUGGACGAUACAAUUGGCACUACUGAAAACGAUAUUGAAUCUACCAAAUCUAUGGCUUCAGAAGUAUCGGCCACUGAAGAAACUAUGAAUGAUAAUAAAAUUGAAGGUACUGCAGAAAACAUUGAGGAGAUAAAAAUUGAAGAAUUCGAAGUGAAGGAACCGAAAGUACUAGACAUAUUAGACCCAGAUUAUGGUUUGCCUGUUGUCAAACAAUAUUUAAAUCUUCUGCUGUCUCUAAUUGUUCCAGAAAAUCAAGCAAAACAUACAAACUCUACCAGAAUAUUUGGAUUGCAACUUAUAAAUACCGCAGUAGAAAUAUCUGGUGACAAGUUUCCAAAAAACCCACGUUUGUUCAGUUUAAUAUCUGAUCCAAUUUUCAAGUGUGUUCUGUUUAUUAUUCAAAAUACCAACAAAUUAUCUCUUCUGCAACCUGCAUUGCAAUUGUUUACCAGUUUAGUUAUUAUAUUGGGUGAUCAUUUGCCAAUGCAAAUUGAGUUAACAUUAACUCGUAUUUUCACAAUGUUACUAGGAAAUCAAACUAAAGAUACUUCCAAAAGUGAUGGAGAAUUGGAAAGAAUUAUCCCAUCUGCAGUAAAAGAAUUACUUAUUGAACAAAUUUCAAUCUUGUGGACAAGGUCACCUUCUUUUUUCACUUCUACAUUUAUUAAAUUUGAUUGUAACUUGGAUAGAGCAGAUGUUUCUUUGAACUUUUUAAGAGCGCUAUCCAAAUUAUCAUUACCGGAAUCUGCAAUCUCCACGACAGAAAGUGUGCCACCUAUUUGUCUCGAAGGGUUGGUAUCUUUGAUUGAUGAUAUGCAUGACCAUAUGCAAUCAGUGAGUAAACAGGAUUAUAUAAACAAAACUGUUACCGAGAAUGACAUUUUGAAACAAAGAGAGCGUAAGACAGAGUUUAUAAAAUGUUCAAAGGCAUUUAAUGAGAAAGCAAAAAUAGGUAUUCCACUUUUGAUCGAAAAGGGGUUUAUCAAGUCAGACUCUGAUAAAGAUAUUGCUUCAUUUUUGUUUGAAAAUAACAGUUUGAUUAAUAAGAAAACGAUUGGUCUAUUAUUAUGUGAUCCAAAGAAAACUUCACUACUACAAAAAUUUAUUAACUUAUUUGAUUUUAGAGACUUACGUGUAGAUGAAGCUAUCAGGAUUUUGCUAACAAAGUUUAGAUUACCUGGUGAAUCCCAACAGAUUGAGAGAAUUGUUGAGGCAUUUUCUAAAGGAUAUGUUACAAGUCAAAAGUAUGAUCCUUCAAAGUUAAUUGAAGUACCGGACAAAAAGAAGAGCAAUGACGAUGACAAAGAACAAGUUGAGCAAGAAAAUGAGGAGGAGGAAAUUGAAGACCUUGCUUCUGUUCAACCUGAUGCUGAUUCUGUGUUUGUUCUAAGUUAUUCCAUUAUCAUGCUAAAUACCGAUUUACAUAACCCACAAGUUAAGGAACAUAUGUCCUUUGCUGAUUAUUCUGGUAAUUUAAAGGGAUGUUGUAAUGAAAAAGAUUUCCCUAAAUGGUAUUUGGACAGAAUAUAUAUCUCCAUUAGAGACAAAGAAAUUGUUAUGCCUGAAGAACAUCACGGUAACGAGAAAUGGUUUGAGGAUGCAUGGAAUAAUUUGAUUUCUGCUACGGCAGUCAUGACUGAAGGUCAAAUUAUCAACAAAAAUCCAAUCGAUGAGUUGAAUGAUAUUGAAUUGUUACGUUUCGAUAGAGUUAUCUUCAAACAUAUUGGUGCUAAUAUUGUCAACACAUUUUUCAAGAUUUAUCUAGUAGCUUCCGAUGAUCACAUCACAAGCCGUAUGCUAACAAGUUUGGAUAAGUGUGCAUAUAUUGCCUCCUUUUUCAAUUUCAAAAAGCUAUACAACGAUAUUCUAAACUCAAUUGCUAAGAUAACGUCAUUAGUUGGGAAUACAAAUUUGAGUCCAAGCUCAAAGGAUAGUGAUACCGAUGAUAAAUCCAAUGAAGAUAUUAAAUACGAGACCAACGACUCUAGUAAUAUUGAAAACUCUUACUUGGAUGUUGAUAGUAUCCCCGUAGUUGAAAUUACCGAUCAAGAAACUGGUAAGAAGAUUCCUGUAAGCAACCAUGCCGUGAAGUUAGGUAGAUCAUUUAAAGCACAAUUAUGUACCAUUAUAUUCUUUAGAAUUGUUUCUCACACUAAGGAUUCCGAAAUAAUAUCUCCAGAAUUAUGGGAUAGCAUUAUUAAGAUAUUAUUGAAUUUAUUUGAAAACUUGUUAAUUUCACCGGAUAUUUUCCCUGAUUUACAACAACAAUUAGUUAUUGGUAAUUUACCAAAACCACUCUCUGAAAUUUCAAUAACAAAGCAUCAUGAAAAUAGAGGUUUGUUCUCCACUUUUGCUUCAUAUUUGAAAGGUGAUGAAGAGCCUACUGAUGAUGAAAUAAAUGCGUCGAUAAAGGCGGUUGAAUGUAUUCAGUCAAGUAAUGUUGCUGGUUCAAUCUUUGGAAACGAAAAUUUAUUACAACCGACUUUAAUCAAGACUCUGAUCGGAGCCAUUAAACCGCAAAAGACAGCUGAAAAUGGAAGAUAUUUUGAAGCAGAAAUGUUAUUUUUAACCGAAUUAUCCAUUGCAUUGAUAUUAUUCUGUAAAGAUGAAAAGAAAUCCGGUGUUAUUAUGUUAAACAAGUUAUUUGAAUUCUCAAAGACUAGUGGAAUUACGAAGAGAACCGUUCGUAGAUCAGUUACUUAUAAAUUAUUGUUGAUAUCUGUCAUUGAAGGUCAAGAAGAGAAAUUGAAUAUAUUGAUCAAUGAUGAACUAUUAGGUAAAAAUGAAAUUUACACUAGAAAAUACUUUACAACCGAACAAGGUCAAGAAUUAUUAAGAAGAUUAUUAGAAUUAACUGAGAUUCCAAACUAUAGUGCGUACGUUUUGAAAAAUGAAGGUUUUUGGAAAGUUUUAAGAAUGGUUGCUGCCAUGGCUGAGAACACUAGUUUAAUUUACAAAUUUUUGAAGGAGAAGAUAAUAAAUACGGAUGCUCAUAUGAACAACGAUAAUUUCAUGUUGGUUUUAGGUUUAUUAGAUGAAAUAUCUUCGAUUGGAGCCGUUGGAUCCAGGUGGGAACAAGAGUAUAGUCAAUCUACUAAAUCUGGACAUAAGAUCAAUAGUGAUAAUCCAUACCAGGAAGUUGUUGAAUUAUCAUUAAAGUCUAUAAAUACCACUGCCCAUUUGGUUGAAAAACAUACACUAACACAUAAUGAAGUGAUUGCAAUUGUUCAAGCAUUAGCACAUCAAUGUAUCAAUCCAUGUGAACAAAUCCGUACGUAUGCUUUGAGUUCAUUACAAGUUGCAUUAACCGAAAACAUUGAGUUACCUAUUGGUGGUAUCACCAAAGUAGAAGAAUUAUUGGAUAAUGGUCUAUUGACUUUAUUAAAAACGAGCACGAUAGAUGAGAAUAAGAAAACUGAGGACAAGAAUAUAUCGCAUAAUAUCCCAGUAAAACAAAUCCUGGAGGUAGUAUCUGCAGUAUACUUGUAUUAUUUAAGGAAAGGUACAGUAACCAGUGAGACGUACAUGAAAGUAUUGAAUGUUUACAAUGAAUAUCUUGAGAUAGAUGGGGUUGAAGCUCAAUUACAAAAGAUGAUUUUAGAUAAGAAAAACAUUGAGAAAGAGCUUGGGUUAGGUAGUAGGACUCAAUCGCCGGCACCACAAGUAUCUGAUGAGCCAUCGAGUGAGAAACAAGAACAUGUAUAA
Molecule: messenger RNA, 4461 nt
Organism: Maudiozyma barnettii
Lineage: Eukaryota; Fungi; Ascomycota; Saccharomycetes; Saccharomycetales; Saccharomycetaceae
Gene: GEA2
Product: Arf family guanine nucleotide exchange factor GEA2
Exons: 1
Coding region: 1-4461 (1486 amino acids)
Biological process (GO): regulation of ARF protein signal transduction
Molecular function (GO): guanyl-nucleotide exchange factor activity
Source: RefSeq, a predicted model, not a curated record